Molecule: messenger RNA, 2153 nt
Organism: Trichoderma virens Gv29-8
Lineage: Eukaryota; Fungi; Ascomycota; Sordariomycetes; Hypocreales; Hypocreaceae
Exons: 7
Coding region: 108-2153 (681 amino acids)
Cellular component (GO): fungal-type vacuole membrane
Molecular function (GO): oligopeptide transmembrane transporter activity
Source: RefSeq, a predicted model, not a curated record
AAGAAGAGCUCUGGGCAAAUCGUUCCGAUUGCGCCAAUUCGCGGUUGACGGACUGAUCUGACAUUCCACCAACCCCCAAUGCAUACAGCGCCAAGGGCCCUCUAACAAUGACUUCUCCGUCCCCACAAGGGCGCAGCUUCACCGUUCGCGGUGUGGCUGCCGGCCUUGGUGUUGGCACUAUUAUAUGCGCUGCCAACAUGUAUUUUGGUCUCCAGACCGGCUGGGUGUCUAUCAUGUCGAUGCCGUCAAGCCUCAUGGGAUUUGCCGUCUUCAAGCUCCUGAAGCCUUACUUGCGAUUCCCGUUCAGUCCGGUUGAGAAUGUGCUGGUCCAGAGCGUGGCCGGCGGCAUGGCAAUUAUGCCUCUUGGGUGUGGCUUUGUCGGAGUUAUUCCGGCGAUGAACUACUUGCUAGGACCUGAUGAGCAAGGGCCAUUGUCAUUGAGUAUGUGGCAGCUCAUCAUAUGGUCUCUAGGUCUUUGCUAUUUCGGAGUUGUCUUUGCAGUGCCCUUGCGCCAUCAAGUCAUAAUCAGAGAACGACUUCGAUUCCCCAGCGGUUUCAGCACCGCAGUGCUCAUUCGCGUGCUCCAUAGUCGAGGACAAAAGUCUUCUCCCCAGGAGCUAGAUGCCGCCACUAAAGGCGGGUUCGCCAGUCUUGCGGCCAAAGACGACGAUCCCGCGUUGGUAGAGGACAUCAGCCCCUCUGCUGAAGAGGAAGAGCCAGAAGCUCCAAAGGACCUGGACUGGGCGUACAACAUGAGACUUUUGCUCCUCAGCUUCCUGGUUUCUGGCAUCUUCACCAUUUGCAACUACUUCCUGCCUAUCUUGCGGGACCUCCCGGUAUUUGGCACCAUUGCGGCCUCUACCUGGCUUUGGACCCUGAAUCCAAGUCUUGCAUAUGUGGGACAAGGCAUCAUCAUGGGGACCGAGACAACGCUCCACAUGACGCUCGGUGCGAUUAUUGGUUGGGGCGUUCUUAGCCCGUUGGCCAAGAUGAAGGGCUGGGCUCCCGGACCGGUGGACGAUUGGGAAAAGGGCAGCAAAGGCUGGAUUGUCUGGGUGUCGUUGGCCAUUAUGCUCGUUGAUGCUGUUGUCAGUCUAGCCUAUAUUGCUCUUCGCCCCGUUUUCACCACGCAUGCUGUUCCAGCUCUAGCAGUACUACAGCGCCGCUUUCGACAGAGCAGGAUUGCCGCCUUGUUUGGAACGCCUCAUCAAUAUUCUCCAAUUCCCAGCCAAGAGCAGCAGGAAGACGAGGAGCAAGAAGAUGAUGACCAAGCUUUUCCCGCCGAGGAGGAGGAUGGUGGGCAGGAUGAUGCCCCGACUGACCAACAAGUCAACAAUCGAAUCGUUUUCUGGGGGCUUCUUGCAUCCAUACUAAUCUGCGUUCUGUCCACACAAAUCGUAUUUGGUCACCUGGUACCUCUUUACGCGAUUGUAAUUGCUGUUCUCAUGGCCCUGGUCUUGAGCAUCAUGGGAGUCAGAGCCCUUGGAGAGACUGAUCUUAAUCCAGUGUCCGGAAUUAGCAAGCUUGCACAGUUAUUUUUUGCUCUGAUUAUUCCACAGUCCAACAAAUCGAGCGUUCUAAUCAAUCUAGUUGCUGGAGCUAUUGGUGCACUGCAAGCCGGUGAUCUGAUGCAAGAUCUCAAGACUGGCCAUCUCCUUGGAGCUGCUCCCAAAGCGCAAUUCUGGGGACAGAUCAUAGGCGCUACAUUUGGCGCUGUGUUCUCUGCUUUUGCCUAUCGUAUUUACACUGCCGUGUACGAGAUCCCCGGCAAACUUUUCCAGGUUCCGACGGCGUACGUCUGGAUCUUCACGGCUAGGCUUGUGACAGGGCAAGGCUUGCCGUACAUGGCCAAGGAGUGGGCAAUUGGCGCUGGAGUUCUCUUCGCCAUGACUACUCUUGCGCGGACCUUGUCUGUUGGGAGACCCUGGCGCUCUUGGAUACCCGGCGGCAUUGCUGUAGCAGUCGGCAUGUACAACGUACCUUCGUUUACAUUGGCUCGAGCCAUUGGGGGUAUUGUUAGCUGGUACUGGCUAAGCGUACGAAAACAAUCAACCACGCCACUUAUUAUCAUUGCAUCGGGCUUUAUCCUGGGAGAAGGGUUCCUGAGCAUUGUGAAUUUAUGGCUACAGGCGCUGAAAGUACCUCACUAUUAG